This is a messenger RNA of Drosophila novamexicana, 2599 nucleotides long. Its product is annotated as synaptic vesicle glycoprotein 2B-like. The record is from RefSeq and is a predicted model, not a curated record. Gene Ontology annotation, molecular function: transmembrane transporter activity. Gene Ontology annotation, cellular component: membrane. Gene Ontology annotation, biological process: transmembrane transport. The transcript is spliced from 9 exons. NCBI's taxonomy places the organism in Eukaryota, Metazoa, Arthropoda, Insecta, Diptera, Drosophilidae. The coding region runs from base 591 to 2195 and encodes 534 amino acids.
GGCACCUGCAGCAGCAAGGGAUGCGGCAAACACAAAUUAAAUUAAUACAACUCGGCAUUGUCAUGGACUGCAGGUGGCUCAACUGAAUGAAACUCCAACUCCAACUCAAUGUAUUCAAGGUUUACUGGGCGAAAUAUGAAGAGAGUGUUGCAUGGUCUAAGACCAAGUCUAAGGUCUAAGGGCAGAGAAUUGCUUUUAGCUAUACAAAACAAACAUGCAAAACAACAGCUAAGAAAUGCACAGUGCGUAUGCAUGUUAUUUUAAUAUAUAUUAACAAAUAUGUAUGUGUAUGUGUAAGAGAUGUGUAUUUAUUAUUGACACUUCAAUUUUUAUUUCCUACACUAAAAUUGUUACUUUCUGUUAAGAAUUUUAAACCCAAACCCUUUUAUUUAAACCAAUGUAUAUAAAUUAAACUGUAUUUGUGAUUUAGUCUACAGAAUGUGGUUUAUUUCCGAUUAUUCCAAUUCAAAGCAUGUGCAAAGCUAAAUUCUCAACUGCCCCAUGAAAACUUGAAUUCUCUUUAAAUUUGAUUACUUUCUCUUAGGCUUCAGAUUUGUAAAAGGCUUUUCCAAUACAUUCUCAAGUGAAAUAUGGCCGAUUUGGACAUUGACGAUGUGUUCGAUACACUUGGCUUUGGCCGCAUGCAACUGAUUAUAUUUUUUGGCUGUGCAAUACAACAGUUUUAUGUGACCAACGAGCAGUUCGGCAUCUCGCUGAUAACUGUGGCAGCAAGGUGUGAGCUUAACAUCGGUGAUCAUCACUUGUCCUGGCUCAUGACCGCGGGGCUGAUAGCGCAGGUCUGCACCAGCCAUUAUAUGGGCUUCAAGUCGGAUGAGAUCGGGCGCCGCAAGCUGCUGGUCAUCACCUCAACGCUGACCAUAGUGACCUCGUUUAUAUCGUCGCUGAUGCCAGAGUUCUGGUCGUUCCUUGUGAUGCGUUUCAUAGUGGGCUGCUUUCUAACAGGUCCUGGCAUGGCGCUGCUCACGUACAUGGGCGAGUUCACCAAGAUCAAGCUGCGGCCCAUGGUGCUCAAUUUCCUGUGCUAUUCCAUUGGCAUCAGCAUGAUGUAUGUGCCAGCUUCUGCGAUGUUGAUAUUGCCGCAAGACAUAAACUUAAAGAUCUCCGGCGACUAUGCGAUUAGCGGCUGGCGUGUGCUCAGCAUGACCAAUCUGCUGCCGGGCAUCAUUUCCCUGCUCAUGCUCUUGCCCAUGCCCGAAAGUCCCAAGUACUAUUUGUCCGUCCAGAAGACGCAAGAGGCUCUCGACGCCCUGGAGAUGUGCUGUCGGUACAACAAGGGCAAGAAUGUAACGCUGAAGAGUCUGGGCAUCGAUUCUGUAACGCAGUCAAAUCUUCGCCGUGAUUCCCUGGUACCUCAUAAGAACUUUUUCCGACGUAUCUGGCACGAUACGAAACCCCUGCUGCAAGGCAGCAAUGCGCGCUACAUGCUCAUAGUUAUUGGAAUUAUGUUUUUUAUGUUUGCCACCGGCGCUGUCCUGACGGUUUGGAUGCCGCGCGUUCUUAAAAUGACAAACGAAAUCGAAGAAAGUAUGAUACUCUGUGAUGUGUUAAAAGCAUAUGCCGCUCAGAAUGCCAGUACAGCCGUUUCCAAGUGCCAUUUGGUUACAGCUAAUCUGCUCGCUUCCUUUUAUCAUGGCAGCGCCUGUUUGGUUGGAUUCAUGCUGAUCAGUGUCUUGUUGAUUUGUCUUAACCGUAAGACAAUUCUGUUGGGCUUCUCGGUUCUCUCCACUUUGUCAGGUUUCAUGCUGAACUUCGUCAUGCGCGAUGAGCUGGUCAUUGCGGCAUUUGUCCUGCUCGUUGUGCCGCCGCUGUGUAGCUUGCGAUUGACGUUGUCUGUGAUCAUCGAUGUGGUAGCCACGCAUUUGAGAAGCAAAGCUGUCGCCCUGUCUAUGAUGUGUGGUCGCUUUGGCGUUCUGGUCGGCAGUCUAUUUGUGGGCUAUACGCUGAAAUGCUGCUGCUUUGUAACAUUCAAUGUGUACGUUGCGGGCAUGUCAAGUAAGUGGCCGAUGCAUAUGGUGCGUAUGCUUGAUAUUGUAAGACUCCCUUUUAUGCAGUUACCAUUUUGCUCAUCUUUUUUCUACCGAAGAAGAAAACUGGCAACAACUAAGUCGCCCAGGCUUUGCUUAUUCGGAUUGUACUUGUUUGGCUUUUGGUUUGAUUUUGUCUAUAGAUUUUAAAAAUUCAACUUGUGUUCACCAUAAUUGGUAAGUUGCUCCGCCUCCAGACUUUGACAGUACAGCAAUUGCAGUAUCUGCUGCAUUUCCGAACUGGGCUACAAGACGGAUACGAUUUGGCACAACUGCGCGGUCUCUGAAUCGCGUGAACAACUUUAAAGUGCUCGGCGCACAUGAGGACUAUGCACAUGAUUGAAAUAUAUAUUUUUACUACUACGGCGGUGUCUGUGACGUUAUAUGCAUACUUAUAUUAUAGUCGUCGAGAGCGUCGAGCUUCAUUAUCAGCUGAUUCAAACAGUCAAUCAAUCAAUCAAUCAAUCAAUGGAGCGCACAGCACAGAAUGUGGCAAAAGGGUUUAUGGCGAGAGUUCAAAGAUUUUUGUUACCAAUGCCCUUUUAACUAAAAAU